Messenger RNA from Prinia subflava (tawny-flanked prinia), 3554 nucleotides. It is a transcript of the gene HAUS6, whose product is annotated as HAUS augmin like complex subunit 6. Lineage: Eukaryota; Metazoa; Chordata; Aves; Passeriformes; Cisticolidae. The transcript is spliced from 17 exons. The coding region runs from base 112 to 2748 and encodes 878 amino acids. Gene Ontology annotation, cellular component: HAUS complex; mitotic spindle microtubule. Gene Ontology annotation, biological process: spindle assembly. The record is from RefSeq and is a predicted model, not a curated record. Gene Ontology annotation, molecular function: microtubule binding.
GCGCCGUGUGGGCGGGCCCGCGCGCGGGAGUUUUUGGCGGGCUCGGGAAGAUGGCGCGGCUGUGAGGGGCGGGAGGGGUUCGCUGCCCGCCCGGCUGGUGCCGGGGCUGCCAUGGACACCACGUGGGAUAGCGAGCACCUCUGGUUCUAUUUGCUGGCCUUGGGCUUCCGCCCGAAACGCCACCGUGGCAUAAGACUGGGGAGGGAUAUGUUUAUUCGACCAAACAGCAAAGCAUUUUCUAUCAUUGCCCGCUUCCUGUUUACUAAGUUGGACAAGCACCGCGCAAGAAACACUUUCCGGCAUUCUGGAUUCAGAAAAUUACCAAGUCCUAGAUUUAGGAAGCACUGCAGUAUGUGGCUAAGAGAAAUUUCAAAUCAAGAGGAACUAGGUCUUCCACGAAUUGCACCUUCCAAAUUGAUUUGUCCUGGUGGUGCUAAAUUUAUUCACGUGGUCCACCAUUUUGCAAGAUACGUAAUGAUUAAGAACAUGAAAAAGCUCACUGUAGGUGCUGGUAUACCUUUUGCUGAAGCUGUAAUGUGGGAACCAGAGGAUAUGUACAUAGCAAAAGCAAGACACAGAGUCGCAUACAAUAAACUGCUGCAAAUUCUUCAAAGGGAAGACUUUGUUAUUCAAGAAUAUAAGAAAAAAACACAGGAUUUAAUUAGAGAAAUAGAAUGGACAAAGUCUGCAUGUGCAGUUCUAGAGAAGCAGUCUUGCAGGAUGAAACAAAAUUACCAAAACAAAAAUGACACAACUGAGAAAAUUCAGAAGGUCCACCACGUGUGGACACUUAUAGUGGAAAUGCUUGCAUCUCUGAAAAAAGAAAGGGAAAUUGUGGAUUCUGUACUUGAAGACUGUCUUAACCCAUGCAUUCUAGAUGGAACUAAUAUUGUUUUGAGUGUUCCAGGAUUGUUGACUUACAGAGUUGAAAGCAACAUAUAUGGAUUUUGCACAGGAAAUUUAUAUGAAGAUGGAAAACUGAAUUUCCUAACAGUUAUUCAGUUGCUAAAUGAAGCCCUGACGACACUGAGAGAUGAACAUUGUCCAUACGAAUUAAAAGAACUCCACAAAAUUGAGGAUGUGGUUACAUCCUACAAGAAUAUACUACAGGAGUUGAACACAAAAAGUCUAAGAAGAAAGCAACAGCAUUGUGAGCCAAAGCAUCAGUCUAUUUCUAGAAAACAGGAAAUCUGGGAAUCAAAGUGGGAAAAGUUUCUUGGCCAGUGUCCUUUUAAUUUAAUCUUUAAAAUAAGCAGCAAACAACCAACUUCAUCACGCCAGUCUCCUAGUUCUUCAGAUGAAGAUGAAAACACUAUCUUGUAUCAAUCAUUUUCAGAUAAUGACUCUGGUGAUGAAGAAUGCCUUGGGAAGAAUGAUGAGGCUUUGGAAACCAUGAUGGAUACAACAAUAGUACCCUCAGGAUGUCACUUCAUCUCUCCCUGCUCGAGACCAUCAGUGCCAUCGUUAUCAGACGCAUCUGAAAAUGGAGACCUGUUAACUGAAAAUAACAUGCGUACUUGUGAGAAAAAUAAAACACCUGUGCCUCCAAAAAUCUUAAAAAAAGGAAAGGAAGAAUUCCCCACUUCAGAAAUGGAGAAUGCAGGUGAAAAUACUACCCAGCCAAAGUCUCCUGUGAAAAAAGAUGACAUUCUUAUGAAAGCCAGAGAUGAACUGGCAGAAAAGAUUGCACAGUCAGUGAUGUCUGAGUCACCUGACGGUGGUGAAGAAAAAGGAAUGUCAUUAGAUGAUCUCAUUAGCUCUCUGUCUUUUAACCCAUUUUUAACGAGGAAACAAAUACCCCGAACUCCAGAAAAUCUGCUUACUGAAAUUAGAAGUUCGUGGAGGAAAGCUAUUCAGACUGAGGGCUCCUUAGACCUAGAGCUGUCCUUAACUGAAGUGGUGACAGAAGAAUCUUCAAUGAAUGCUACACUCAGUAUGCAGGAGGAAGUGGACUCCAGCUUUGUGUGCUCUGAACCUGCAACUCCUCUAUCUGACUUUGAUCCUUCUGUGUCAGAAAAGAAGUCUCAAUUAAGUUCUACAGAAUCUAGUUCUCAGGAGCAGGUGAGCAUAAGUCAUACAUUUGAAUCUUCAGAUUCAAAAACAUCUGGAAUUCAGGAAAAUAAGAGAACUGAAUCAGAGGAACUAGAUUGUUCUGCUUUGAGUGGAAGUUCUGUAGAAGAUCUAAGCCAGACUUUGGAAUAUGUAGAGAAGAGCAUGAAUAUUCCAGAUACUUGUUUGAAAAGUAGUAGAACAAAUACACUUCUUUCAGAUUGUUCCAGUUUUCUGAUGGAUGAGACAGUAUGCUGUAAUGUAUCUGUAUUAAAUUCUGUGGGUCAUGAAACUCCUGACAUGGGGAUAUUGGAUGAGACAAUUCCAGAAUCUGAUAGUUUAGAUCUCAGCAUAUCUGCAAGCCCAGACUCCAUUUUUUAUUCAAUGGGCAGUGAAAAUUUAAAGAGAAUCCCAGAAAAUAAUGAGGAUGUAAAAGAAUUGGACCUAGAUAUACAGUCCCCGUCCAACUCACAUGAAGUUCUAAAAAGUACUGCAUCGAAGAGUGAAGAAGAGCUGCAUCAAACACAUAAUGGAGACAAAUUUGAAAGUUACAGAGCCGAACUAAGUACGAUACUAGAAGAAAAGGAGGAAAAUGAUGAUGAUCCUUCCACCAAGAUGCCAUUGCCGGAUUCUCCUAAUGAAAGCAAGUAUUCCCUGUCAUCUUUGCUGGUAUCCUGUCAACAGAUGGAUGGUACAUGAAGUCCCAUUAACUUACUGCAUAGAUUGAAGGAUAAGAACAGUUGAAUCAGAAGCCGGGCAUAAAGGAACCUUCAUCAGGAUGGAAUUGGUAAAGCAGAAGCAUAAUCGUAGCAGUGUAUUCGUUUAUAGUUCACUGGAGUGUGUAGCAUCUUCUCAAAGCAUUGUCUGGAUUGGGAAGUUGCGCUUCUUUUGGUGGAGACUCCAUUCCAGUUUCCUUGUUUAAGAGUGUCACUUGCCUGCUCUGGCGCUGCCAAUUUCAUAUCAUCCACUGUGGCUCUCUGUGUACAGCCCAUCAUUUAUAUACAGAACUGUAUCUUCUUUUUUUAAAGCAUAUUUUGAACAGAAGAUGUUGAGUAAAUGGCAUAACACUAGAAAAUGGAAAAAUGAAAUGUCAGAGGAUAAAUAGUGAAAUUUGUUAAUUUGCUCCUAAUCCACAUCUCAUAUUCCAUCCCAACCCUCGACCCAACAGAUUGAAAUUACUUGGUGCUCCACAUUCCAGUGCAUUAAUCUCUCUUACUGAGACUUCUGGUCUGUACUGCCAUCACUUCUACUUGUUGACAGUGGCUGUUCCCUUUUCUAAACCUCGCUGGAGUGCAUAUUUCUUUAGCUGUAUUACUGAAUAAAUGCUUUACACUAAAGUUAGAAAAAUAUGUUGCUUGUGGUAGUGUUAAUGCUACUUGAUUUAAACAACUGACGUGCACUUACUAUGUUGUGGAGAUUCCAAGAGGUAAACCUCUCAUUGUAAAAAUACUGACUCCUAGCCUAAUUUGUUUAGAGUCAUUGUUAAAUAAAGAUGAUUUUCUGUU